AUGGCUACAGAUGUGGCUUUUGAUACGAGCAUGGGCUCGUUCACCGUGGAGCUCUACAAUAAGCAUGCGCCCAAGACAUGCAAAAACUUCGCGACCCUUGCACAGAGAGGCUACUACAACAACGUCGUCUUCCACCGCAUCAUCCCCAACUUCAUGGUACAAACUGGCGAUCCCACUGGCACCGGCCGAGGAGGAAGCUCGAUCUACGGAGAGAAGUUCGAGGACGAGAUCCAUGCCGGCCUCAAGCACACCGGCGCCGGCAUACUGAGUAUGGCGAACAGUGGACCGAAUACCAACGGCAGUCAAUUCUUCGUCACCCUUGCGCCAACCCCGUGGCUGGAUGGAAAGCAUACUAUUUUCGGUCGCGUCAAGAGCGGAAUGCGGGUGAUACAGCGCAUGGGACUAGUGAAAACAAAUGGCGAGGACAGACCGGUAGACGAGGUCAAGAUCCUUCGCGCCAGAGUUGUGGAAGAGGGAGGAGAAGAAUGA
This is a messenger RNA of Aspergillus affinis, 489 nucleotides long. RefSeq names its product putative peptidyl prolyl cis-trans isomerase (CypC) (gene cyp1). Gene Ontology annotation, cellular component: catalytic step 2 spliceosome. The coding region runs from base 1 to 489 and encodes 162 amino acids. Lineage: Eukaryota; Fungi; Ascomycota; Eurotiomycetes; Eurotiales; Aspergillaceae. Gene Ontology annotation, molecular function: peptidyl-prolyl cis-trans isomerase activity. The transcript is spliced from 3 exons. The record is from RefSeq and is a predicted model, not a curated record. Gene Ontology annotation, biological process: protein peptidyl-prolyl isomerization; protein folding.